This is a messenger RNA of Acanthamoeba castellanii str. Neff, 780 nucleotides long. RefSeq lists its product as uncharacterized. NCBI's taxonomy places the organism in Eukaryota, Discosea, Longamoebia, Acanthamoebidae. The coding region runs from base 1 to 780 and encodes 259 amino acids. The transcript is spliced from 3 exons. The record is from RefSeq and is a predicted model, not a curated record.
AUGAAUAGUAAGGCGAGAGGAGAAAAGGUGGCGGACGAUCACAUUCGGCAGUACAUCAAAAACCUCGCGGCCAAGAAGGGUGAGGGAUCGGAUGUAUCGGUGGAGCAUCUGAGAAAGAAGUUCGGGAUCGGAUACAAGCGAGCGAAGAGGCUGCACGAUGAUGAGCUUGGCCCCACGAACCCAGACGGUGGGCGAUCCAAGACCACACCCAAGCGAGAUGCGAGCGAGUCCGUAUCAGACGAGGCCGUAAUCGCUUUCAUUCACAAGUGCAGAGACGAGGGACGCGACAUCUCGACAAAUGAGCUGCGCCAUGAGCUUCACAUCGGCUACAAGAGAGCCGUCCGCUUGCUCACACAAGGCGAGAAGGGCGUCCGGCCCACCCGCAGCCCAUCAACGAGGAAGCGAUCCUCCCUGACCAUGCUGCAGGAGGCCGAAGCCGAGGACGAUGGCGGAUUGGGCAGCCUGGAAUCAGUUGGCGCGAUCGAUGAGCUCGCCGCGCUUCACCAUCUCCACCACACUUCCCCUGGCAACAAGAGAGCCAGACGGGGACGAAAGGCGGAGGCAUCUGUGGAUGGAUCAUCGGACGGAGAGGAAAAGGACGACCUGGUGGGGCUCGAGGAGGCCGCCAAGGUGCUCGAGGGUGCGGAGACGUUGGACGAGGGGCGGGUGGACACAAACGGGGACGGACUCCUUGGCGAGUUCUCCGACGUUGUUCUCAACUUGCCCAAGGGCGGAGGAUGGGAAGACACACUGCAGGCAUUCGAGUACAAGGACAAAUGA